Molecule: messenger RNA, 1923 nt
Organism: Thelazia callipaeda (thelaziosis nematode)
Lineage: Eukaryota; Metazoa; Nematoda; Chromadorea; Rhabditida; Thelaziidae
Source: the annotation of a GenBank genome assembly
AUGAUGAGCGAAGCACCUGGAAUGACUGCUGUUACAGUAGCUACUUUUAAUGAUGAAUUAGCAAAAGAAGAAGACGCAGGUAAGGAACUAAAUGGUGGGCUGUCGGAAAAAGCAAAUUUGUAUGACGCAGAAAAAGCCUCUGCAGACAUCGACAAAGCACGUGAAAUGACCGAAGCAUCCAAUUUGUGUACUGAAACUUGCAAAUCACAGAGUGAUGAUUACUGUGAAAAAGUCACUGAUGACGAGAAGAAACAAUCAUUGCGCGUGCAAAUACGUAAUAUUCCUCAAUUCUUUAAGUAUAAACAAGUCAAGGAAAUGCUUUCAAAACAUUUAAGCAAGUUUAAAGUGAAGAAUAUCCGUCACGUGGGCACGACAGUAUUCUUAUCUCUUCCAACACCAGAAGAAGCUAUCACUGUUGUUAAUAUUUUUGAUGGUCUCGAAAUAAAAGGACGGAUUUUAAGAUCCAGUUUAGCUCGACCACAACCACCAAAAGUUCCACCAAGUGCAGAUCUGGUGAGACGUACAGCACGUGAACGUGUAACACCUCUAGCAGAUAAGCUUUACCAUGAACAGCUGGAAAUUAAAAUGCACGACGUAAAACGUACUGCAGCUAGCUUGUUAAAAGAGAUGAAAAUAGCACGAGUACAUGGAGUUAAUAAGAUUGGUAUUGAAUCACUGAUAAAACCUAUUCAUCCUUCACCACGCAUAACUGGUUAUCGAAACAAAUGUGAAUUUACAGCUGGUCACAGUAUCGAUGGCGAUAUCUGUGUUGGUUUUGUUGGUGGUAAAUUUGCUGCUAAUCAGCAUUAUAUUUUGUCGCCGGAUACGUGUGAUAAUAUCUCAAGCCGUAUGAAACGAGUUGUGGAAGCUUUUCAGGGAUUAAUUAUUGAAAGCGGUGAAGCGCCUUUCAAUGAAUUCGAGCGAAAAGGUGUGUGGAAGAUGCUUUCUAUUCGUGAAUUUGGUAUGGACAUGAUGAUUAUUGUUACUAUAUAUCCAAUGCAAGACAAAGAACGCGAGAAUGUUUUGAUUAAAAUGGUAAAAGAUAAGUUUAUUCAAUCAACCAAUACACUCAAUGAAAAGAACCUUAUUAGUGUUACAUCACUGUAUUGGCAGCGGUUGGCAAAUGCCAGUGAUCCAGUCAAUUAUGAAUUUAUUGCGGGUCUUCCUUACAUUUAUGAAAACGUCCUCAAUGUGCGUUUUCGAGUUUCACCUUCAUCUUUCUUUCAAACAAACAGCUUUGGAGCCGCUGUAUUAUAUAAGGUGAUUGCUGAGCAAUGUGGAUUAUGCAUUACUAAUAAUGCUGGCAAAGCUGGCAGUUCAAACAUCAAAACAUUUCCGAACAAAGAUUGCGGAGGAGAAUUAUGUGAUGGCUUGAAAACUUCUGUAGAAGUAGGAAAGGAUAAUGAAAAGCAGGUAACUGUAGUGCUGGAUAUUUGUUGUGGCACUGGAACAAUCGGGAUAACUUUGAUGAAAUUGGGGCAAAACACUGAUCGUAAAUUUUUAUUAGGUGUUGACAUUAGUCCUGAAGCGAUUGAAGAUGCGAGAAUGAAUGCAAAAGAUAAUAAAAUUUCUCCUGACAGUUAUGGAUUUAUUUCUGCUAAGGCAGAAGAAGUUUUUCAUCGUUUAGAACGAGUUGUACCAAAAUGGGUUAAUUUGAAUACAGCUAAUAUAGUGGGAGUUAUUGAUCCUCCUAGAGCUGGCGUUCAUGAGAAAGUGAUUAUUGGAUGCAGAGCGCUGCCACAAUUGAAAAGAAUUGUUUUUGUUUCCUGUAAUCCGUGGUUAGCGAUGAAAAAUAUGGUGGAUAUUUGUCGAUCAACAUCCCGAAAGUUUGAAGGUGAACCAUUUAAGCUGAUAUCCAUUACACCAGUCGAUAUGUUUCCGCAAACUCGUCAUUGUGAAUGGGUUGUUCGAUUUGAAAGAUGA